This is a messenger RNA of Malaya genurostris, 1160 nucleotides long. RefSeq lists its product as uncharacterized. Lineage: Eukaryota; Metazoa; Arthropoda; Insecta; Diptera; Culicidae. The transcript is spliced from 2 exons. The record is from RefSeq and is a predicted model, not a curated record. The coding region runs from base 48 to 1040 and encodes 330 amino acids.
UUCAAUCAAUAGAUUUUGAUAAAGUUCAAUUUCCAAAUAUAGCCGAGAUGAAUGCUCUCGUAUAUGUUGUUGGAUAUGCAGUGACAAAACUAAAACAUAGAAGGUGUCGUAAACGAAUGGUUCUGAAACACGGAGUAUUGCAGAUCCUGCAAAAUCGUUAUUCGUUCUGUAGAUUGAAACAUCAUCUUCAUGCAAACGGAUUCAAAUAUCCUAAUAAUGCAGCAAUUGAGAUCGGUACCCUUCUAUUAAUAGCUUUCAAAGAAAAAUUCUACAAUUUUUUUACCGAAAGUAGAUCAGGAGUGAAGAACAGAUUAACUGAAUAUGUUGAUUACUGUGACUAUGAGUCGUAUAUUUGCCCCACUUGUUUCGAAAGAUUUACUGACUGCCUUAUAAACACUCUAAUUAAAGGACAACUUUUGAAAAUAAAAAACAAAAUCAACAAGAAAAAUCGCAACACCAGUUUGAAAAAGAAUGGAAAAGCCCGCAGGAUGGGUAUUGAAAGCAAGCAACAGGUUAAUAAAACAGGCAAGAUGGAAAAAUAUAGGCGAACAAAUUAUAAAAUAAAACGAACCCGGCUAAAUCAAGAAUCUGAUUCAGUCCAGCCAAUUCAAAAUACAGAAAAAAAUGACGUUGUAAUCCCAAGUAGUACAAAGGAACUUAUUGGUGGUCCUAGCUCAUCAUGUGAAAAUGCUCCAAAACUCGUUGAAAAGGAUUAUGAACAAAUCGAGAUGGAAAAAUGUGUGACAAUGCUGGAAAAUUUUGUAGCUAAAUUCCCACCGCGAAAUACGAUUCGGGUCGAGCAAAGAGAUUGUCUUCACUUAUCUCUUGAAUACAUUUUAAGUACGUUCACUGAUUUUGAGAAUGAACUGCGGCACAUUUUUAUUAAGUACAAAAAAUACGGUAGAUACCUUUCCAAAAUAAUGGAAUUAACGAGUUGGAAUGAACUAUCCAAUAUCUUAGACGAGAAUCAUAAGUUAAGAAUGAUUAUUUAUCUGGAACAAAAACUGCUUCCAGAACAAGAAUUUGGAAUGGUAGGUUAAGAACUUGUUUAAGAUGGAUUUGAUAGCUAGAUUUAAACAAUUUUUUUCAGCAUAGCGAAUUUUUUAGCUCAGUUCUGAUUUAUGAAUGGGGGUUGCGUGUUUUCAUGAAAAUACAUAAUU